CUCUCUUCCUCCCCCCCUCUCGCUUUUUCCAUAAAAACACGAACACAGUAACAUAUAGGCCUCUCCUGAAGCCGUCGCAGAGGCAUCUCCAAGGUGUCUCGGCGAUCAUCGUCUUCUUCGCUAUCCUCUGAAAGAAAACAAAUUACCAUUAUCUUAAUAUCAAGACUUUACAAGUACGUGCUAAUUCAACUAACAACUUGAAUGCAUCUGGCCAUCAAGUUGCUUAGGAGUCAUGUAGUGGGGAAAACAAAAUAGGGAAUGCAUCUAAACAGCAUAAAUUGCUAAGACGCCGCUUUCUAUCUUAAAGUCACCAGAGUAUCUCAAAUUUUUAGGAGGCGUAAAUGCUUAUAAAGAUUGUGUGACUCCUUAUUCCCCCACUUCCAUGGUGUGGUGGAAUACCUUUAUCAUUUUGAUUAGAGAUGGGCAACGGCCCGGCACCAUUUUCAGAUAUUGGUAAACGAGCGAAAGACCUCUUGACCAAAGAUUACAAUUUUGAUAACAAGUUUACUUUGUCAGUUCCAAGCUCUACUGGAUUGGGACUUACGGCUACUGGUUUGAAGAGGGAUCAAAUUUUUGUUGGUGACAUAAGCACCCAGUACAAGAGUGGAAAUGCUACUGUGGAUUUGAAAGUUGAUACCUAUAGUAAUGUCUCUACAAAAGUGACUGUAAAUGAUAUGUUACCACUUACCAAAACAGCAUUCAGCUUCAGCAUACCUGAUGACAAGUCUAGUAAGCUGGAUGUGCAAUACCUUCAUCACCAUGCAGCCAUCAGUUCCAGUAUUGGCUUGAAUCCUGCCCCUCUUUUGGAGCUUUCUGCGGCACUUGGGACCAAGGAUCUAACUUUUGGUGGCGAGGUUGGAUUUGAUACUGCUUCUUCUUCAUUCACCAAGUACAAUACUGGUAUCAGCUUUAACAAGACAGAUUUUUCAGUGGCGCUUAUGCUGGCGGACAAGGGACAGACGCUGAAGGCAUCGUACAUCCACACUGUGAAUCCCUUAAAUGGAACUGAGGUUGCUGCUGAAAUGACACACAGGUUUUCCACUUACAGGAACAGUUAUACCAUUGGAAGCUCCCAUGCAGUCGAUCCUUACACCAAACUAAAAGCAAGGUUUUCUGAUGAUGGAAAGGUUGCUAUGCUGUGCCAGAGGGAAUGGAGGACCAAGUCCUUCUUAACUUUUUCAGCAGAGUAUGACUCAAAGGCCAACAACGCGGCACCGGCAAAGUUGGGUCUUGCUCUUGCUCUUGCGCCCUAAAAUGCAGAUGCCUUCAUCACUUAUGAAAAAAAAAAAAUGCAGAUGCCUCUUAUCAUUUACAAAUCUUAAUAUCUUGGAUGUAAUAGUUUUAUCUACAUUUUUUAAAACCCCAAGGAGGUUUACGUGUUACCCAUGUCUUUGUAAAACUAAGAUGUAGGAUGUAGCUGGUUCAUUGAUGAAUUUGUUCCGGAGCACUGAUUGGGAAAUUGAACCCAGUUUUGAAGAUAUUUACUGAGGCAAAGAUGAUAAUGAUCGUGACAUUGUUACUGGAAUUUGAAAUCCUAUCAUUGUUACUGGAGUUUGAAGAUAUCGCAGUUUUUUUUGGCUUAAUGAUCGAUCUUUUUUCAAGUUUUGUCUAGGUUUAUGAUUAUGUGAGAUCAUAAUGGGAUAAUUUAAUUUGACCAUUCAUUUGAUUUUUUAUAUUUGUUGUUUAGAAAUCA
This is a messenger RNA of Cornus florida, 1693 nucleotides long. RefSeq names its product mitochondrial outer membrane protein porin 4. The record is from RefSeq and is a predicted model, not a curated record. Gene Ontology annotation, cellular component: mitochondrial outer membrane. The coding region runs from base 420 to 1253 and encodes 277 amino acids. NCBI's taxonomy places the organism in Eukaryota, Viridiplantae, Streptophyta, Magnoliopsida, Cornales, Cornaceae. Gene Ontology annotation, biological process: monoatomic anion transmembrane transport. Gene Ontology annotation, molecular function: voltage-gated monoatomic anion channel activity. The transcript is spliced from 8 exons.